Gopherus flavomarginatus (Mexican gopher tortoise) is the source of this 4191-nucleotide messenger RNA. RefSeq names its product zinc finger protein 683 (gene ZNF683). Gene Ontology annotation, biological process: cell fate commitment; regulation of transcription by RNA polymerase II. The transcript is spliced from 7 exons. The record is from RefSeq and is a predicted model, not a curated record. Gene Ontology annotation, cellular component: nucleus; cytoplasm. The coding region runs from base 1 to 2259 and encodes 752 amino acids. Lineage: Eukaryota; Metazoa; Chordata; Testudines; Testudinidae. Gene Ontology annotation, molecular function: RNA polymerase II cis-regulatory region sequence-specific DNA binding; histone deacetylase binding; DNA-binding transcription repressor activity, RNA polymerase II-specific.
AUGACUGAGCCACUCGCAGAGGGGAGCGAGCGAGCGGCAGUGCGAGGGGAGCUCCACGUCAUGCUGCAAUGGCGAGAGGUGGAUUUCCAGGAACGAUGCACCUACAUCGUGAAGGACCAGCCGUGCGAAAUGCUCACGCGCCCCGACUUCCCUCGUGCACAAGCCUCCUUACCCCGAAACUUGGCCUUCCAGUGCAACAGCAGCCACAAGGUGGUGGCGGUGCUGAGCCGAGAGUACAUCCCGCCGGGCACGCGCUUUGGGCCGCUGGUCGGGGAGGUGUACACCAAAGAGAACGUCCCAAAGAACGCAGACAGGAAGCACUUCUGGAGAAUUUACACCCCGGGGGGUGAGCUUCACCAUUUCAUCGACGCCCGUGACCCCCGCCGCAGUAACUGGAUGCGCUACGUCAACCCCACCCCUGAUGCCCCAGCCCAGAACCUGGUGGCCUGCCAGAAUGGCCUGGAGAUUUACUUCUACACCCUGAAGCCCAUCGUGACAGGUGCCGAGCUCCUGGUAUGGUACAACCACGAGUUCGCUGAGCGCUUGCACUGCCCGCUGCCGGGGGAGCUGGCCGAGGAGCUCGAGCACGAUGGUAUCUGGAAAUCUACCGCAAAAGCCCCCACCACACCGGGGCCUCAGCCACCACACGGGGGCUCGGCCGCCAACCCAAACCUCACAGCUAAGCUCACAAAGAACAAGGAGGAGGCAGAGGGCGAUGAAGAUGAGAGCGAUGACGUGGAGGCGCUGGACAGGGGCCUGCAGCCGAGCCCAGCAGGAUGCCGACACAUGGCGUUGGAUAGGCAGCUCCCCCAGGAAGCCAAGCAGUGGUCCCUGGGGCUUAGCCCUUUCCCCAAUUUCCCUGGCAAGGAAGGGGCGCCUGAGAAGUCCAGCCCUCCAUGCCAAAGCGCCGCGAGCCCCAGGAACCAGCCAGUCCUCAACUGCUGCCCGUACGGCCCAACUACCUCGCUGUGCAAGGAGCUGCAGCGCUGCCUCAGCAGCCUUUACCCCUCCUGCCCUCUGUAUUUGCCAAUGGGCCACCUGCCCCAGCCAUAUCUUUAUGCCUGCAGCACCAUCCCUGCCCACUACCCCCAGUUUGCGCUGCCCCCCCACGCCGCGCCCUUCCUGCCAGCACCGCCCAUGAGCAGGGUGGGGGAAGUCCCUCUCUUGGGGUUGCCUUUGCAGGAGCCGCAGGUAUACGCCCGUGCCUGGGGAGAUGGAACAUCUCCAUCCUCAGGCCUCUACGCGACUGUCUUACCUCAUGGAAAACAGGAAGCCCACGAGCUCCGGAAGCCGCAGGAUGUUUUAAUCUCCCUCCAAAGCGGCGCUUUCUCCUUUCCAGGCUUGGACUUUGGACCAAAGCAGUAUUCGUCCCCUGCCGGGGGCACCUCAUAUGCCUCUGAAGUUCAGCAACAGAAACCUACCUCCCUGCUGGCCCACCCACUGGAGGCCCUCAACCUCAGCACACCAAAGUUCUGCCCGCCGGCCGGCCGCCUGGGCACCACGCCCGUGCCCUACCCUCUGAAGAAGCAGAACGGCAAGAUCAAAUACGAGUGCAACAUCUGCACCAAGAGAUUCGGGCAGCUCUCCAACCUCAAGGUCCAUCUGCGGGUUCACAGUGGUGAGAGACCUUUUCAGUGCCACAUCUGCAAGAAAUGUUUCACUCAGCUGGCUCACCUGCAGAAGCACCACCUGGUGCAUACGGGCGAGAAGCCUCACGAAUGCCUGGUCUGCCACAAGCGCUUCAGCAGCACCAGCAACCUGAAGACCCACCUGCGGCUGCACUCGGGCGAGCGGCCGUACCAGUGCCGCCUGUGCCACUGCCGCUUCACCCAGUACGUCCACCUCAAGCUGCACAAGCGGCUGCAUGAGCGCAAGCGCCCGCACCGCUGCCCCAGCUGCCCCAAGACCUACAUCCACCCCUUCAGCCUGGCGCUGCACCGCCGCGGCUACUGCCCGCUGGCCCCCGGCGCCGCCGGCCCCCCCGCCCAGCUCGGCCACUUCAACGCCAUGAUCGACCACUUCGACUUCAGCCUGGACACCGAGCGCCUGGAGGGGGAAGGGGCCGACCCCGCCCGGGCUCCCGGGCUCCUGGAGAAUCUCAUCCUGAGGGAGCUGGAGACAGGCAGGCGUGGGCAGCUCCCCAGGGACAAGGGCCCCUGCUCGCCUGGCCUCCACAAACAGCUGCCACUCCUGCCCCUGCCCCUGCCCCACUACAGUGUCUCUGUCAAGCAGGAAGCCUUCCCACUGCAGCCGGCCUGAGCUGCUCGCUCUGCUGGGACUGGACUGGAUGCCAUGCCCAUUGGUUGCCUUUGGCUAGCUGUGGUCUCCUGGCCUCCUCUGGGCCAGGGCUAGGCAACCGACGAAGCCCUUACAGACUCCCGUGGGCUCUGUAGCUUCUCCUCCGGGUCCCACAACCCAGCCCUGGGUGCCAGGACCUGGGCUGGGGUACAGAAGCCUGGGAUUUUGAUAGGGGUCACGGAUGUGUCUGCAGGGUGAAGCGGGUGCCAGGGAGCUGUGAGUGUCACCUCCUGCUCUGCAGGCAGUGCUGGGAGGGGGCUUUGUUUCUCUCACUGGCCUCCCCAGUCUCAGCACUGACCGGGGGGGCUGACACCUGGGCUUUAAAUGAGCUCCAGCCCCGUAGCAGCACCCUCAGCCUAGGGGCCUGUAGGAUGCCCUGCAGGGACCCAGGGAAAGCAUGGACAGCCCAGCCCAGCCCAGCCCUUCCCUGGGUUCCUGGGAUCUCUCUCCAGGUCACGGGUAAGGUGCAGGCCAAGACUCACUCUGUCCCAGAACUUGGGAGCUGCCCGGUCUGCCCGGUCUGGGUUAUCUCCCUACCACGCCCACCAGGAGGCUUGGGUGGCAGGAACCUGGGCUGGCCAGGAACCAGCUCCGGUCAGCUCUGCCAUCCCAGUGGGACCUGAUUUCCUUCAGCACCACAGUGGCUUCCAGGCCCCAGGCCUUAUAUAGAGUUACCAAAAACUGGUAUCCGCCAAGCCCAUCCCAGCUCCAAAGCAGCCUCAGUGCCUGAAGGGGGCUCCUGCAGUCUCCUCUCCUGACCUCCGGGGUCACAGCCUGGGAAUCUGCGAUGAACCCUCCAAGUGCCACGUCUGGUCGUGCCCACGGCCCCUGGGGGUGCAAUCCAAGUGACGCGAAGGUACAAACCAAGGGGCUCCUCUCUCUGGUCUAUGGAAUGAGCUUUAACCUCUCAGGUCCCCCACCGUGCCUGUGGCGUGGCGGUGUAUAGGAGCAAGACUUCACUCCGUCUAUAGAAAGCUUUAAUCUCUCCAGUGCCCCUCGUGGGGGCAGGGAGCUGCACUCAGUACGAGCCAGGGACCCCAGCCUGGCCUAUGGAAAGAGCUUUAACUUCUCAUGUGCCCCCCCACCCCAUCUCGGGCUGUGACUCGGGCUGUGACGCACUUCCUGGUCUGUGACCUUCUCAGGUAUCCCCGAUGGGGCCCCCACCCUUGCAUUUGUCUGUGCCCUGUUUUUUUUAUUUCUUUCUCAGCCGGCUGCAACCCUGGCUUGGGCCUUUGUGUAUGUCUCAGGCCAUUUGCUGGCGUAGAGUGCAGCCAUGGAGGGCGUGAGAAAGUGGGGCCAGCGGGGGCCUGAUCCUGGGGGCAGGAAGGUGGCACCUGGGGUGGGGGGACAUUAAGCCCAUGCCCACGUUCUGCACCUGUUAGCGGCUAGAUUUCUGUCUAGUGCAGCCCCCCUGGGAUAUCUGCCCAGCCCUAUGGGAUAGGUUGGGCCCUCCAGCCUAGAUCACCCCAUGGGACACCCCACUACUUUCCUGCUCCCCACUCACCGGUCUGUCUCCUCACCCCAUAGCUCCUUCGCAUCCUUUCUCCAGCACCCUCCAUGGCCAGCAGCCUGCCUGCAUGUUUCAUGUUAGACCUGCUACUCUUCACUCCUGUAUCCCCCUUGCAUUCUACCCCCUGCCUCUGCACCUCCUGAUACCCUUCGUCCUCUAUAUCCUUCCUAGCUGCAGGCCUGGCCCUUCACUCCCUGCCCCCUGGUACCCACUGAGCUCCCUCCACAGCCUGCAAGCCAGGGCAAGUCACAUACCACUCUGGAGCCCACAGACAGACCCCACCUCAGGUGCCACAGCAGAAAUGUCUGCUGAUCGGAAACGCCCGGGAAAUGGAAGGGGCCAGGGCUGGGGAUUGUGAUUCCGAUGUUUCUAGUCAAUAAAAC